GGAGCAAACCCGGAAGCGAAAUCCGUGCAGCGACCCCCUGGCGACUCUCUGCUACAAACUCCCGUUCCCAGAAGUCACUCCAUCGUGCGGACUCAUCAGACUUCCAGCCUGAUGUCUGACGGCAAGUUAUGGCCCAGCAGUACCCCAGCCUCCCUGGUUCCCCUCGAGGAAUUGGAGAACCCGAAGUUCAUCGGUGCAGGCAGCUUCGGGGCGGUGUUCUGGGCAAGACACAGGACGUGGGAUUUAGAUGUGGCAGUCAAGAUCAUGAACAGGGAGACAAUAUCCAGGGAGGUGAAGGCCAUGGCAAGUCUGCGUGGCCAGCAUGUACUGCACCUGCUGGGGGUCACCGAGCAGCUAGAGUGGGAGUACAUGCGCGGGCCGGCCCUGGUGACUCAAUUCAUGGAAAACGGUUCCCUGGUGAGGCUGCUGCAGCCCCGCUGUCCUCGGCCCUGGCCGUUCCUCUGUCGCGUGCUGCAGGAGUUGGUGCUGGGGAUGUGUUAUCUGCAUAGCCAGAAUCCCGUGCUUCUGCACCGGGACCUCAAGCCCUCCAACGUCCUGCUGGACUCAGACCUGCAUGCCAAGCUGGCAGAUUUUGGCCUAUCAACAUUUCAAGGAGGCUCAAGGUCUGAGGAGUUAGCCCUCGCCUACUUGGCCCCAGAGCUGUUGGCUGAUGUAAACCAGAAAGCCUCCAUGGCUAGUGAUGUCUACAGCUUCGGGAUCCUAAUGUGGGCAGUGCUAGCUGGACGAGAAGCUGAGAUAGUGAGCCAGAAAUCAGUGGUGCAGGAAGCAGUGUGUGAGAGGCAGAUCCGCCCCCCCUUGACCAAGCUGCCCCAGCCGGGUCCCGAGACUCCUGGCUUGGAAGGACUGAAGGAGUUAAUGCAGCACUGCUGGAGCCAUGAGCCCAAGAACAGGCCCUCCUUCAAAGAAUGCCGAUCAAAUACCGAGGAAGCCCUCAAUCUGGUAAACAAGGAGAUGGAUGCCGCAGUCUCCACGGUGAAGAAGUUCCUGUCUGAGCACAGGGGCAUCAACAGGAUGUUGUCUGCCCCCAAGCCAGGCCCAGGAGGGACAGAAACGGAUGAGCCUAGGGGAACCACAGGAAGCCUUGAUUUCGUAGCCUCUGAAAUGCUGAACAAACUAAAUCUGAAGGAGUCCCCCAGCUGUGUUCCUAAGAAAUGUACAAACCUUCCUGAGAGGAUCAGGACACAGGGAGACAAGGUUCACCCUGCCCAGAUAACAGGGAUACCUUCAGAUGCAACAGCCCCAUCUCCCCAAACUCCAGAGACCUCACCUUUCAGAAAUCAUACCCCCAGCUCCAACUUGGCUCAGACCCCAGGUCCUGGACCCAUAGGGAAUCAGGGGGCUACGAGACACAGCACCAACUGGCCAACCAGGGCACCAGGGCUAAAUCCAAUACCAGGGCGGCCAUCUGUUCUCAUAAGUGACAGCCAUGGGGUGCAGGUCGGAGACAACAACUACUUGGUUAUACAAGGAGGAACUGCCUUGUCCACACCGAGCCUGCCACCUUGGGCCAUGGGUAGAGGCUGGCAGCAUGCCCCCCAGAAGUAGGUUGGAAAGAAGGGCCACAAGAACCCAGAAGCCUGGAGUGGGCUGCAGGGCCAGUACAAAGGAGGUUCUGAGCUACCCAUUGAAUUGAGGCAAUCAACUGAGACUUUCUUUGAGGGCCAUCUGGCCUGCAGCCAAACUGACUUUGUGUUAUGCACAGAGGACUCAAUAAACGUGGUGGAUAUUUUUAAGUUUAUUUAUUUUAA
Messenger RNA from Hyaena hyaena (striped hyena), 1769 nucleotides. RefSeq names its product receptor interacting serine/threonine kinase 3 (gene RIPK3). Bases 112 to 1566 code for a protein of 484 amino acids. Gene Ontology annotation, molecular function: JUN kinase kinase kinase activity; ATP binding. Lineage: Eukaryota; Metazoa; Chordata; Mammalia; Carnivora; Hyaenidae. The record is from RefSeq and is a predicted model, not a curated record. Gene Ontology annotation, biological process: protein phosphorylation. The transcript has 10 exons.